AUAUAGCAAAAGAUGCAUUUCUUAAGAAUAACAUAAAAAGUGUGAAUUUAAUUAUAUACAUUCUUUAAAUUAUGUCAGGAGGCCUCAUAGAUAAAGUUUACAUAGGCUUGGACAACGCGCCAGCCGCAUUUGAUAUAAAAAGCCGUUUGCUAGGACCAAAUGGCACCAACUUAGAGUACAUUCGAUCGGAGACAGGUGUUGUAGCUGUUUUAAAAAGUGACAAAUUCGAGCCAUUGCAUUUGGCACUUCAUCACACUAGAUCAGAAGCUCUUGCGGCAGCGCGGUCAUUGGCCCAAAAUUUAAUAGAGACUAUACGAGCAGAGCUAGCACAGUGGAGUGCAGCACAGGCUGGAGGGCCCCCACCGGCCUUGAAUGUUCCACCCCCAACAUUGACUACGACAGCUGCUCCGCCACCUAUUCCACCGCCUGCUGCUACUGUAUCACUAUCAACCCCUUCGUCAUUAGCAACUAGUGCACACUCAACUGUCAUCCCUCCAGUUGUUAGUAUGGCCCCGGCAAGUACACCUCUUAUGACUGUUCGCCAACCCACAGUUUUACAGCUCCUACCGCAACAGCAGUAUGUAUUAAAUCAGGAAAAUGGUCAGUUAAUUCCUAUUGUACAACCUGGAAUGCAAGUUUCAAAUACUAAUUUUACCUCACUGCCGAUUGCUCAGCAGUUAAAUACAAUUCAACAACCAAAUUUUGGGCACACACAAAUUGUGGACAUUUCCAAUAUGCAGCCAGUGAAUGUGACUCAAUUAAGACUUAGUGGUGUUCCUUCAUCUAUGUCUAUGAUAUUACCAAAUGGACUUACAUUUCCUCAAGCAAGCUUAGCUACAGGAGACUCUACCACUGUGAGCUCAGCUACAUCAACACCAGUUGUGUGUGCUGCGCAAAGUACAAGUUCUCAGAAAAUAUUGUAUAGUACAGACAAAGGUGACAAAGAAGUAAAGUAUCACAUACAAGGAGCUGAUACAGUGCAAUGGACUGUACCUGGAUCACAGACCAUGCUCAUUCCAUAUCAACAAUUUCAGGAACUAACUUCAAAUCAAGCAGGGCUAACAAAUUUACAACCUCAACAAUUUGUUUCAAUAGCUCCAGCAAGUGGUUUUCAACAAACAUCCCUUCCAUUAUCAGCAACACAGUUGCACCAAUUGCAAACAACUGGUACUAUAAUGCAAUUUAAUCAAAAGCCCAUAGUAAGCAGUGCCUCUCUAAUAAAUAUUAUUUCGACUGGACAAGCGUCUUCUCCACAAAUUAUAUCUAACUCAUCAACACCUACAAAAAACUUAAAUCAGGAAUCUCGGGGACAAAAGAGACUUUCUGAUGGUACUCCUAGUCAAUUGCAAUUGAGACCUAUUGCACCUGCAGGGUCCCAUGUAAGCCAGGACAAGAGUUCAACGAGAGACUCGCGAUCCUGGACCAACACAGCAGUGUCUCCGCAUCGGGAAUUGCACAAGAUGGCACCGGCAUGUACAUAAAGCAAAUAGACCGCAACGCUAUUCAGAUACAGGCAUCGAAAGACGGCCAAAAACAAGAUCUCUCAUCAAACAAAAUGCAAAGCACUGCACAAAACGUUCAAAUGAUAACCGUGCCCCAGGGCAUGACUGUGCUACAAAAUCCAUUAAACCUUGGUCAAAUGUCGACCGUCAUCGGGCAACCGAAUAGCCAGGUCUAUAUGAUUCCUGCAAAUCAUCCGAAUUUAGUCCAGGGAUCGUUGCCUCCAGGCUUAAUUGGGCAGCAGAUGCUGCAGCCAGGGCAAAACGUCACAGUGAUGCAGCAUAAUCAACUCGGCAUGCCGGGUGGAGUACAAUACAACGUGCCAUUGAUGCCAAUGAACAUGCCACCGAAUUCGCACUACAUGCCGACUGGCAUUAAUUUGAAUACGCAGCUAUCAGCUCAGCAGUUGAACGCGGCACUUGCGGGACAACAACUCGCGAAUCCCAAUUUAUCUGUAUCUGGCUCUAUUCCGAUAGUGCAGGCACCACCACCAUCUUCGCCGAUGACGAAUCAACCACAAACUAACCCAGUGUCUCAACCGCCGCCUGUACAACAAAUUGUACCACAAAACUCAACGUUCAUCACACCUACCUCUCAAUACACGGGAAUGCCCCCGCAAUAUAUGGUGCAAGCAAAUUCCGGCAAUUUGUCCGUGCCUGGAAGCAAUCCCAAUGUUCAGUAUUCGUUGUCAACAAAUCAAUCCAACCCUGCAACACCUACCAAUGGCAAUGGCCAAUUAAGUGCUGGGGUCGACAGUGACAAUUCAAAUGGGGCUUCAAAUCAAACUAGUUACAUUUCGUCUUCGUCACAGGACAACAGUUACACGCUAUCGAGUACUACAGGUGUGCAGAACCCCGGACAGCAAAAUUUCUCAGCUGAUGGUACUCCUUCUCAAACGGCUGGAUUCACACCUGGGAGUCAAUCAGUUAGUCAAAACUAUAACACUACUAACGGAAGCAGUGCCCAAUCCACAAAUUACAAUGUUGGCCAAUCAAACACGUCGCAACCUCCGGCAAGCUUUAACCCUGCGAAUGGAUCGAAUUCACAAACCAACCAAAACUACGGCGGCACAAAUGCACCCAGCUCUCAAAACACAUCUCAAACCAACUUUUCGCCAUCAACCACACCUGGGCCAAGCCAAUCAUAUUCCAAUGCAAAUUUACCCAAUUUGUCCAAUGUGCCAUAUCCACCAAACCAAAAUUCGCAGAACCUGUAUCCUAAUGCCACUGGGCAAAAUUUGGCGGCUUACGCCAAUAACCAAUAUCAGUACAACAGCAGGCCGUGGUUCAGACCUCGAUACGGUUCACCACAAAGCUCACCCUAUGGCAGCGCUGGAGCCGCGCCCUCUAAUGGGCCCCCAAUGCCAGUACCUCCGCCUUCGGGAAAUUACAACUACUGGCAGGACAGUUGAGACUUUGACAGUUUUCUUGAACAUGAAAUUAUCUUGGAAUAAAGUAAACAAAUAUAUUAUUAUAUUAUCUAACACGAAAACCCCUGGAGGAAGUUACAUAAAAAGUAUUUUAGUAGAAAUGGUGUUCCAGUGAUUUAUAAUUCUCGGUCUGUAUAUAUAGAUAGCCGUAAUGACGUAAAUAGAAGGAACAAUAUUUUGUUAAUAAAACCUUUGAGGUGUAUUGUAUAUGUAUGUGACUGACAUUUACUAAGAACAAAAUGAAUGAACAUUUUGGAAUGUUGUAUUACGCUGAUAUAAAUUUAUGUUUUCUUGUGUAGAAUUUCUGUUAAUAACAAUUAUGGAUAUUGUAAGAUUAAAGUAAGAAAGACUGCUGAAUAAUAUAGAUAUAUUACAUUUAUAAAAUGUAUAAAGAAAUGUUUACAAAAAUGUCUAUCACCG
Parnassius mnemosyne (clouded apollo) is the source of this 3349-nucleotide messenger RNA. The record is from the annotation of a GenBank genome assembly. NCBI's taxonomy places the organism in Eukaryota, Metazoa, Arthropoda, Insecta, Lepidoptera, Papilionidae.